AUGAAGUGUCGGAGUUGUGCCUUUUACACGUGCGCCUGUUGGUGUGUAGCUCUGAAGUUUCUGCGAAGUAGGCCAGGACAGUGUAAACAUCUGGCCCAGUCCGGGGCUUUCUGCCUGUUGAGAGCCAUGACAGAUGGGAAGGGAGCGCGCGGCUCAAACACUUCCAUCUUUGAACGGAUCGCAGUUGUCUUCCCAAAAUAGCCGUCGCCUCAGCGCCUUAUAUGUGCAGGGCCCCUUCAGCGUGUGCCUGAGGGGGGCAUCAUGUAUCUAGGCCACACAAUACAGGCUGAGGGUUCAUUGUUGCUGCUUACCAGCAGGUCUGUCUGCCCCAGGGACGAGGCCUCUCUGCACGUCUCGGGACUGUUCGCCAUGCAUCUCAGUCAGCUCAACCGCGAGUGUCUACUCCACCUUUUCUCCUUCCUGGACAAGGACAGCCGCAGAAGUUUGUCGCUCACGUGUCGUCAGCUGCGCGAGGUCUACCUUGACCCCUGCCUCUGGAACCUACUCCACUUCAGCUCUCCCUGUCAGCUCAGAUGGGACAACUAUGUGCUGGGACCUUCACUGCGUCACUUAACUAUAUGCUGGUAUUCCAGUAGAGUCCUGCUGGUGUGCAACAUUGAGGACUGGUUAAAGAGCUCGUUCCAGAAGGACAUCUGCAGCAAACACGAGAACCUGGUCAGCACUUUCCUGGCCCAUGUGUGUCACAUGUGUCCCAACCUUCUCACCCUGACGCUGUCCGGCUGUGCACACAUCACCGACCACGACGUGGUCUCUGUGCUGCGGAGCUGCAAGAAGCUGCGCAGCCUCCGCCUGGAAAACUGCGUCCGCAUCACAGACCGCAGCCUGCAGGCUGUGGCGGUGCAGGGGGACAACCUGGAGGAGGUAAGAGUGGACUUCUGCAGGAACAUCACUCAGGCGGGGCUGCAGAGCUGCAAGGAAGCGAGACCGGUCCUCCGACUGAGCGCAGAGAGGAGCGCUGAUAUGAUUCCUGAUAGCAAGCCUGAAGAGAAGGAGCCGCUCAGGAGAGCUCUGCAGAAAGUCCUGCUGUACUCCUGAGGGAUGAGGACUUGACAGUGAUGACUAUGUUGUUGUUUUCUUUUUUGUAUCUCUCAUAAAUUAUUUUGUUUUUACAUUUAAUACCUUUGUGUACGUCAUAUAUUCAUUUUUAUACAUUUUGUUUCUUAAAAAAGACCCACUGAACUUCCUUCAAAGUCUUAUCAAGAUGUGGCCUUAGCUCUGUUUCUUAAAAUCCUCCUGGAAUAUUAUUAUUAUUUCACACUUAUUGAUGUGGUCUUCACUUUGAAAAAAAAAAAAGAUUCCACUCUCAUAUUUGUAUGAAUAAACUAACAGGAUCUAGAUUUGCUUUGCUAAGACAAAGACCAGAUAUUAAUAAAAAAAGGUUAUUUUGUUCCAGCAAACACACACACACACACACACAAAGAAAACCCGGAGUACCCUUUCCUCUCAGUGACAAACAGAUUUUAUUAUGGUUUGUUUUGUUUGUACAAAAACAUUUCAAAUUAAAAUGAGCCAUUUCAUGAGGACAAGUGUGUCAGCCCAUUUCUUGCUAAUAUAAUUUCUUUUUUGCAGUGACUUCCUGAAAGACUUCUGUUCCCAACCAAGACAUGUUGAAUAGUAAAAUUUAUUAGCGCUGAUUUGUAAGUAAGUCUUGAACAAGACCUACAAACCAGGUACCGCCUCACUCUGAAGCGGUAUGGAGGAGAUGCACGUGGGUUGUCACUUUUAUCCCCGUUGCAUCCCUUCCUAUGGCACGGCCCUUAUAUAUGUGCUGGGCAAAGUUCUGUUCAAUGGCUCAUAAAACAGUAAAUAUACUCACCAGCCACUUUAUUACGUGCACCUUGCUAGUACCAUGUUAGACCUCAUUUUGUCUUGAGAAUUGCAUUAAUUCCACGUGGCAUACAGCAGGUACAGUAAAUAACCAGCACAUCAAUCAUUUGUUUGAUUUGUUUGGGUUAAAUCUUUUUAACGCAGCGAUUCACACUAAGUUACCAAUAGCGACAGCAGCCACCAUCAGUUCUUCUGUGUUUAAUAUACGGCGGCCCCACGACUAGCCCGUUGCACUCCACCAGCACAUGCUAUACAUACAUUGAUGUUAGUAGUCGCUAAAAGCUGCCGCCGACACUGUUUUGUUGUUGUUAGCUGAACCGCUGCUUCUGGAUAUGAAAACUCAACACCAACUGUCUGUGCAUUUGCCGUCUUGUGAAUCCACCAUUUUGCUGGUCCAUCACUCCCUUCAAUCAGCCACUAAGAUGCUCAGGACACCGGUCCCCCGACAACUGACACUGGACACCGCUGGCUUACUGGUUAUUGGUUUCUCCUUCACUCUUGUUUGGUUUCUUUUUUUGCUUUCUUUUCCUGUAGUUUGUUUGUUUUCCUUUUAAUUUUGAAUGUUUACUUAGUCGUUUAGGUGUGAUGCAUAGUGAUCAGCUGUUGUGUCUUAGCUGGCUGUUUACUCUCUGCUGCACCGCUCUGUUAAUUACCGUCAGCAGACACACCUGCCGUUAUCACAAUUAUCUCCACUAGCUGCACCUGUUACCGUGCCUUUUAAGUAGCAGCCGUCCACAGCCAUUCUCUGCCAGGUUGCCUUCAAGCCUUAGCGUGAAUUCUUGUCCUGUUGCAGUUUCUGACCGGUUUCUCUCGUUUUUUUGGAUUCCCUGUUUGCCUUGCCCUUGCUGGCAGAACAUCGUCUGCUUCCGGACUCUGGACGCACCCUUGGGCUGAUCUUCACCACGAUUCCUGCCCUGCCCUCUGGAUCGGCCUGCCUUUUAUUUCCUGCCUUCUCCGUGUACGAGUCCUGCCCGUCUCACGGAUCUGCUCACUGCUCCAUCCUAUUCUGCCGCCCCCCCCCCCCUGCUGUAGGCAGCCUGCUCUCAGCCCAGCCUGUCAUCUGCUCUGUUCUGGACUGCUGCCUUCCAGCAUCAUGUUCAUGUUAUUUCUUUCCCCUUUUUAAUAAACCUCUUAAGUGCA
Molecule: messenger RNA, 2988 nt
Organism: Fundulus heteroclitus (mummichog)
Lineage: Eukaryota; Metazoa; Chordata; Actinopteri; Cyprinodontiformes; Fundulidae
Gene: fbxl22
Product: F-box and leucine-rich repeat protein 22
Biological process (GO): SCF-dependent proteasomal ubiquitin-dependent protein catabolic process
Cellular component (GO): SCF ubiquitin ligase complex
Molecular function (GO): protein binding
Source: RefSeq, a predicted model, not a curated record